UUAAAACUUACUUCAAUAUAUACUCUUAAUACUAUACUAUACAUAGUAUAGUAUUAUAGUAUAUGAAUAUCUACUCUCAGUACUGUAAUAUCAGUAUUGAGUUUUCAUUACUUUUUCACUGGUUUCAUACAGUAACAAAAACUUAAUAUUUUACAUAAACUCUUUAAUCUAAAUAUGAUUUAUUAAUUAAUUAAACUACUCUUCCUUUUUUUUAUUAUAGAAUGGCUGAUUUAUCUCAUGCAUUUCCUUUAAUACUGUUAGUCACGGCUAUUUUAACUCAUUUUUGUAUUCAUAAAGUUGACGAAGGACAUGUUGCUGUUUAUUACAGGGGUGGUGCAUUAUUAUCCCAAAUAAGUCAUCCUGGCUACCAUAUUAUGAUGCCUUUUCUUACAACUUUUAGAUCUGUUCAAGUAACACUUCAAACGGAUGAAGUAAAAAAUGUUCCUUGUGGUACAAGUGGUGGAGUUAUGAUAUAUUUUGACAGAAUUGAAGUUGUCAAUAUUCUUAAUGUUGAUAGUGUUUAUGAUAUUGUUAAAAAUUAUACUGCUGAUUAUGACAAAACAUUAAUAUUUAAUAAAGUGCAUCAUGAGCUUAAUCAAUUCUGUAGUGUCCAUAAUUUGCAUGAGGUUUACAUAGAUUUGUUUGAUCAAAUUGAUGAAAACCUUAAAGUUGCCUUACAAAAAGAUUUAACAGAAAUGGCACCUGGCCUUAAAGUACAUUCUGUUCGUGUCACUAAACCUAAAAUACCAGAAACUAUUCGCAAAAAUUAUGAAAUAAUGGAAGCAGAAAAAACUAAGCUGCUUAUAGCAACCCAGCAUCAAAAAGUUAUUGAAAAAGAAGCAGAAACUGAACGCAAACGUGCAAUUAUUGAAGCAGAAAAACAAGCUCAAGUUUCAAAAAUUGAAUUUGAACAAAAAAUAUUGGAAAAAGAAUCUAUUAAACAAAUAUCAUUAAUUGAAGAUUCAAUUCAUUUGGAAAAAGAAAAAAGUAGUGCUGAUGCUGAAUUUUAUAGGAAAAAGAAAGAAGCGGAAGCUAAUCAACUCUUACUAACCAAAGAAUUUUUAGAAAUGAAACGUAUUGAAUCAUUAGGCAAUAACACAAAAUUAUAUUAUGGUCCUAAUUUACCCAAAAUAUUUUUGGAAAAUCAUGUUCCUUCACAGUAAAUGGACUUUUAUUAUAUAUUAAUGAAUGUAUAAAUUAGUAAAUUAUUUUAAGAAACUUUUAGAUGGUUAAAUAAAAUUUUGGAAUUAUCUAAAUUUAAACAUCUGUAUGUUUAAUAGAAUACUGUUUAACUGUUACUGUUUAAUAAAUAUGCGGUUUAAACGCUUAAAAAUUCUAUUUUUAUUAGUAAAAAUAUGAAUAAAGCAUAU
Molecule: messenger RNA, 1370 nt
Organism: Daktulosphaira vitifoliae (grape phylloxera)
Lineage: Eukaryota; Metazoa; Arthropoda; Insecta; Hemiptera; Phylloxeridae
Product: erlin-1-like
Exons: 8
Coding region: 222-1163 (313 amino acids)
Biological process (GO): SREBP signaling pathway
Cellular component (GO): endoplasmic reticulum membrane; endoplasmic reticulum
Molecular function (GO): ubiquitin protein ligase binding; cholesterol binding
Source: RefSeq, a predicted model, not a curated record